AUGAGUAGUAUUACAUCGACAACGGCAUCAUCAACUCAACGCAAACAAGCAGUUGAUAAUCGGGCAGAUGCAAACAAUUUAAAAGUAGUAACAGUAGUAGCAACACGAGGUCGCGGAGCUGAAAUAUCCGAAGAAAUAUCUUAUACAGAUACGAAAGUCAUCGGUAAUGGUUCAUUUGGUGUUGUUUAUCAGGCUAAAAUUGUACAUUCAAAUGAACAAGUCGCUAUAAAAAAAGUUUUACAAGAUAAAAGAUUUAAAAAUCGAGAACUUCAGAUUAUGAAACGACUUGAUCAUCAAAAUAUUGUUCAAUUGAAAUUUUUCUUCUUUUCAUCGGGUGACAAAUCAAAAGAAGAAGUUUAUUUAAAUCUCGUACUGGAAUUCGUACCAGAAACAGUGUAUCGUGUCGCACGCCAUUACACAAAACAAAAACAAACCAUUCCGCUCCUAUAUGUCAAAUUGUAUAUAUAUCAAUUAUUUCGCGCUUUGGCGUAUAUACAUUCAUUUGGUAUUUGUCAUCGAGACAUUAAACCUCAAAAUUUAUUACUCGAUCCGGAGACAUCCAUAUUAAAACUAUGCGAUUUCGGAAGUGCAAAACAAUUGAUUAAAGGUGAACCAAAUGUUUCCUACAUUUGCUCACGUUAUUAUCGUGCACCAGAAUUAAUCUUUGGCGCCAUCGAUUAUACAUGUUAUAUAGAUGUUUGGUCUUCGGGAUGUGUUCUCGCCGAACUUUUACUGGGUCAACCAAUAUUUCCUGGUGAAAGUGGUGUCGAUCAAUUAGUAGAAAUAAUCAAAGUGUUAGGUACACCAAGUCGUGAGCAAAUUCGACAAAUGAAUCCGAAUUAUCAAGAAUUUCGUUUUCCACAAAUCAAAGCGCAUCCCUGGCACAAGGUCUUUCGUAAUCGCACGCCCCCGAUGGCCAUUGAUCUUGUUUGUCGAUUACUUGAUUAUACGCCACUUACGCGAUUGACACCACUUGAAGCUUGUGCACAUGCAUUUUUCGAUGAACUACGCGAUCCCGAUACACGAUUGCCUAAUGGUCCCCUACCGCCAUUGUUUAAUUUUAGCCAGCAAGAAAUAAAUAUAAACCCAUCGCUCAAUUCACGUUUACAAUCUUCACAUCUGCAAGGUCAACAAGCUGUAUCAACUGGUGGUAAUGCUGCUUCGUCAACUAGCUCAACAGCUGCAAAUGCGGCAGCCACUGGUGUUAAUACAGCAGGAACCUCAGCCAUAACCCCGAAUGCAAAUGAAAAACCCAUAACACCGACAAAUAAUGCAACGAAUACUCCGCCACCAUCAGUUUUACCAACGAAUGGAUCCGGCGAAAACAAUCCUAUGAAUACAAUCGAUGAACAAACAGCAACAAGCGGUGAUUCACUCAAUAAAGAUCGCUCUUAA
Molecule: messenger RNA, 1395 nt
Organism: Rotaria socialis
Lineage: Eukaryota; Metazoa; Rotifera; Eurotatoria; Philodinida; Philodinidae
Source: the annotation of a GenBank genome assembly